Molecule: messenger RNA, 897 nt
Organism: Abrus precatorius (Indian licorice)
Lineage: Eukaryota; Viridiplantae; Streptophyta; Magnoliopsida; Fabales; Fabaceae
Product: glycine-rich cell wall structural protein-like
Exons: 2
Coding region: 67-498 (143 amino acids)
Source: RefSeq, a predicted model, not a curated record
CUCAUCCUUCAUUACCAAAUAACAUAUCUCUACUCAAUCCAUACCUUGUAUUGUGGUACGUGAAAAAUGUGUUCCAAGUUAGCAAUACUCAUCCUAGGCCUGUUGGCCAUGCUCCUUGUUAUCUCCUCAGAGGUGGCAGCUAGGGACUUAGCUGAGACUUCAAAAGAGGCUGAUACUGUUGAAGAGACAAAAGAUUUAGUGGGUGAUGCCAAAUAUCCCGGUGGAGGCUAUGGUGGGGGCUACCCUGGCCAUGGUGGUGGUGGCGGCUACCCAGGUCGUGGAGGCUAUGGCGGUGGCUACCCUGGCCAUGGUGGUGGUGGUGGCUACCCUGGCCGUGGUGGAUACGGUGGUGGCUAUCCAGGUCAUGGAGGACACGGUGGGGGAGGGUAUUGCCGCCAUGGUUGCUGUGGUGGAUCAUAUGGGGGAGGUUGUAGAAGGUGCUGUUCUUACGCUGGUGAAGCUGCGGCUGCACAAACUGAGGUCAAGACUCAUAACUAGACAGUGCAGUUUUACUUAUUACUAUAAAAUAUUCGAUGAAUAAAGAAUUCUCGUGUGGUGAGAGGCAUGGCGAAACAGCAUGAAGGCCCAUUUUUGCACGUGACCUUUCUUGCCCCUAGAGAUAUUUUACUAGGAUAAAUGUAGUGUUGAAUAAUACGUCCGUGUGUCCAUGUGAUAAGUUUAAGAGCAAAUUAAAGUGGUGCUAUUUUGGAUAUCUAUUGUAUAAAAUUUUAGUUUGCGUAAACUGUGAUUUUUACUGUGUUUCAUGCAUCAUCAUCGUUAAUAUAUAUUGUUAAAUUUGUCCUUUUAUUUUAUCAUGUCAAUAUAGAUUCCCUGGUAAUUACAGAAAUGUUUGAAAAAAUUUAUGAAUAUUUUAUUAAAAAAAAAUAAUUUAUAAUU